GACAUCACAUCCUGAGACAGUUUGAAAAAUGGAGUUACGCCAUUUGCUGCAAACCGUCAGUGCUCUUUUUGCCUUUGUAUGUCUCUGUUGUUGCAGCACACCAGACAUGAUGGCAGAGUACACUCUGAAUGUGACCACAGGGAAGAUGAUGCCAGGAAGCACAUUUGAUAACAUUUUUGUGACCCUGAUCGGCACUGAAAGGGAAUCUGAACGCACUCGACUGAUCAGCUCUGGAGAAGGAAAGAUGGCAACACAUUCUGUGACUACAAGUGUCUCUUUAGGAAGCCUUCUCUUCCUCAAACUGGAGAGCAGCCCUGCCUAUAAAUCCUCACACCGGUCCUGGUUCUGUUCCAAGAUAGUGGUGAGGACACCUGAGGAGGAUGAGAUUCUUUUCCCUUGUUACCAAUGGCUAAAAACAGGUGGAUCGGUGAUGCUGAGAGGAGGAAGAGGUACAAAAGCUUUUGAAGAUUUCCACCCUCAGCUAGUUGACCAAAGGAAAAAAGAACUGGUGAAACAAAAAUUAAAGUACAGGUGGGAAAAGUACGCAGAGGGAAUGUCAUACAUUGUGAACAUAAAAGAUCCAAGCGCUCUGCCUGCGGGAGUCCGUUUCUCAUUUUCAAGAAUUGCUCAAUACAGCCAUUCCCUUGAAAAUUUAUCGAAUGUGUUUAAACUGACCAAUCUUAAAGAGCAGUGGAAAAGCUUUGAGGAGAUGAAGAGGGUGCCUUUGUUUAGAGAGUCGCCUAUUUCAGAGUACGUGUUGGCGCACUGGAAGGACGAUGACUUUUUUGGAUACCAGUUUCUAAAUGGACUCAACCCUUUUGUUAUCCAACGUUGCACAAAGCUUCCCUCCAAUUUAGCCGUCACUGAGGAAAUGGUGAAGCCUUUUCUUGCCAAAGGAAGCUCUUUAACAACAGAGAUGAAGAAAGGUAACAUUUUCAUAAGUGAUUACAAGAUCUUGGAUGGCCUGCCUACAAGAGUUAUUGAUGGUAAACCACUAGCUCUUCCAGCUCCCAUCUGCUUACUCUACAUAAAUCCAGAGAAGAAACUACUGCCCAUUGCAAUUCAGCUUGGUCAGCGAGAAUCAAAGGAGAGCCUGGUUUUUCUUCCCAGUGACAUGGACACUGACUGGCUGCUGGCUAAACUAUUUGUGAGGCACGCAGAGUUCCUCUGUACUACAUUAGCAACACAUUUGCAGACCACUCAUCUAAUUCCUGAGGUUUUCACAGUGUCUACACUUCGCAACUUCCCUACGAUUCAUCCUUUGCACAAGCUGCUGAUCCCCCAUCAUCGAAAUACACUCCAUAUCAACAUCUUCGCUCGUGUUCGUCUUUAUGGCUCCGGCAAAUUACUUACAAAUAGUUCACUUGGAGCAGAAGGACAAAUGGAACUUAUAAGAAGGGGGCUCUCCCAAACAACCUACGCCUCCCUCUGUGUUCCUGAAGACAUUGCCUCUCGCGGGCUGCAGUCCAUUCCCAACUUUCAUUACCGAGACGAUGCACUGAGGUUGUGGAACAUCAUCAACAGAUUUGUCACAGCAGUGGUGUCCUAUUAUUAUCCAUCUGACCGUGACGUGUCAGCAGAUUCUGAGCUCCAGGAAUGGGUCAAUGAAAUCUUCCACUAUGCUUUUCUGGGAAAACGCAGCUCUGGAAUUCCUUCCAGCUUUCAAACUGUGGAGAAACUUGUCAGGUUCAUCACUGUAGUGAUCUUCACUUCAACAGCUCGCCAUUCUGUAGGGAACCACGGACAGUUUUCUUAUAUCGGUUGGAUACCCAAUAAUCCAGCAGUGCUUCACCAACCUCCGCCAACAACAAAGGGACAAUCAAGCAUUGAGGCCAUCUUGAGGAGUCUGCCAACAAAAUAUGAAGGGACACUCUCAAUGUUGCUUGUCCGGCAGCUUAGCAUGAAGUUUGAUGACUUUGUACCUCUGGGUAAUUAUCCAGAGCAACGCUUUGAAGAGCCAGCAGUGUUGCAGAUGAUUAGGGAUUUUCAGGCAGAACUGUCCUCCCUGAGUGUGGCUAUUGCGAAAAGAAACUUGGAGCUGGAGCUGCCUUAUGAUAACAUGAACCCUGAUGUCAUUGAAAACAGUGUAAGCAAUAUUAGCCGCCGACUGACGAUGGCUGAGUACAAGCUAGAGGUGAAAAUCGAUGAAAUGCAAUAUGCAGGAACAUGGGACCAUGUAUCUCUGACCUUAUUUGGAAAUGAAGGACAGAGUGAUCGUACUAAGGUGGACAACUUUGGCAGGGACUUCAGUUCAACUGGGACUACAGGGACGUACACCAUAAAAACCAGUUCAUCUCUGGGGAAACUUCUGAUUGUCAAGAUGGAAAAAGAUCCUUUAGUUUCUCCAGGCGAGUGGUACUGCUCUACAAUAGUGGUGACCACUCCAGAAGGAGAUGUCAUUCUUUUCCCCUGUCACAGGUGGAUCACCAGGGGAGAAGAGGUGGAAUUGAGGGGAGGGAGAGCUAUGAAGGUGUUUGAGGAUGACCAUCCCUUGUUGACUGAACAGCGGAAAAAAGAGCUGACAUCCAAAAAGAGUCUGUACCAAUGGAGGACGAUGACUGAAGGACUGCCCCACAUCAUCAGCUUCAACGAUGGCUCCAACCCUCCAGCUGAGAUCUGCUUAUCUAUAUCUAGAUUUACUGAAUUGAUGGAAACACAGAGUUCAAUUUUUGAUGAACUCAAUCUUAAGGGGAUGUUUUUAUCCACAAAAACAUGGGAAACCAUUGAAGACAUGACACAUGUCUUAUGUGACAAAGAGACGACAGUGUCAGCGUACGUUAAAGAGCACUGGAAGGAAGACAACUUUUAUGGAUACCAGUUUCUGAAUGGAUGCAACCCCAAUAUGAUCAAAUGCUGCAGGGAGAUUCCCCCAAACUUUCCAGUCACAGAAGAGAUGGUCAAGCCUUUUCUAGAAACAGGAACCUCUCUGCAAAUGGAACUGAAGAAAGGCAACAUAUUCAUCUAUGACCUAAAGAAGAUGGAUGGAAUUCGAGAUUACAAUGGAGAACUUCUGCCUGUGACUGCUGGUCUCUGUUUGUUCUACAUGAAUCCAGAAAACAAACUUAAGCCGAUAGCAAUACAGCUGCAUCAAAAACCAUCUGAGCAGAAUCCCAUCUUUCUGCCGAGUGACACAGAGACAGACUGGCUACUUGCUAAGAUCUUCAUCAGAAAUGCAGAUGUAAUAGAUCAUGAGUCGACUCAUCACCUCCUGUGUACUCACUUUAUGGCUGAGGUUUAUGCUAUUGCCACUCUUCGCUGUUUCCCUGCAAUUCAUCCUCUCUACAAGCUGUUGGUUCCACACAUCCAGAGCAGUAUCCACAUAAACAUGAUGGCCCGCAGUUUGCUUUUAGGACCCAAUGAGAUUCUUUCUGUGAGCUCACUUGGGUAUGAGGGGGUGAUAGAGCUCAUGAGAAGAACUCACGCUGAAACAACCUACAGCUCCCUCUGCCUGCCAGAGAACAUCACUGCACGAGGACUGGAGUCUGUCCCCAACUUCUUCUACAGAGAUGAUGGACUCAAAGUGUGGAACAUCAUCAACAGAUUUGUGAAGGCAGUUGUGGAGUACUAUUAUCCAACUGAUGACGAAGUUGGUAAAGAUACUGAGCUGCAGGACUGGAUCAGUGAGAUAUUCACUCAUGGCUUCUUGGGAAACAAAGCCACAGGAAUGCCAGCAAGCUUUCAUUGUACAGAGGAAGUGAUCAGAUUUGUCACCAUGGUGAUCUUCACAGUGACAGCUCAACAUUCGGCAGUCAAUAAUGGACAGUAUGACUACAUCUCCUGUUUGCCCAACGGUCCAAUCGUGCUGCACAAACCUCCUCCAACCACUAAGGGGCAGUCAAGCAUGAAGACAAUUUUAGAGACCCUCCCAAAUGUUGGAGUGACUGCCAAAUCCUUGGUAUUGUUGUGGGUACUUGGAAAAAGAUACACUGAUUUUAUUCCCUUGGGUGCUUACCCUGAGCGAUUUGAUGAGCCUGCCCUGAAGCAGAUGAUUAAGGAGUUUCAAGCAGAGUUGUCUUACCUCAGUGAAGAAAUAACAGCGAGAAACUCACAGCUGGAAGUGCCCUACACAUACCUGAACCCGACUGAGAUAGAAAACAGUACAAGUAUUUAAGGCAGUUGCAGGGAUCAGGCUAUUAGCUGAUCAUAUUGCAUUAUUCUGUGUGUGAUUCUGGGGGCAUGCCAUAUGACGGGAUAGUAAGAGGUUUUGAUCAUCAUAUUUGGUUUUCAACAUAUUGAUUCUAAAAGCAGAGUUACUGUGUGCUCACUAGUUAAGAGGAUUUGGAUCAUGAAUAACAGGAACUACAACUAUCUACUAUUAUCUUUAAGGACAGGUAAAAACAAGGUGAAGGUACAGCUAAAGACGCCACAUUUUAGACCUUGUAAUUACUGGCAGAGACCUGGUCUCUACUUUUGUGUUUCUUUAGACGUAGAUGUGGGAAUCUUUGAUAAUUUCUGUGUAAAAUGUUUUUAAAUGUCAAUGGUUUUAUGCAACAAGUUUGUAGAAUGAACUAUGGGGAAACGCUAUUUCACCAUUGAAGUAGCUGCAAAUGUUAUUGACCUUUUAUGUGACAAGUGCUGACUAUUUACCCUCCUCUCCUGAUUUUACAAUCAGUUUUAACAGGAAACUUAGAUCCACCAUUGAUGAAAGUAAAAAAAAAACUAAUCCAAAAAAAUUUCUUUAUGUCUUAAUGUCAUUUAUUAGCAAUGCUGCUAGUGUUAAGAGUAUUGAGUAGGAUGGAAUAAACACUCCCUGAAUGGGAAAUAUCUGACUAGAGGAAGCUCCUACAGCUUUGAUCUAAAAUGUAAUAAUGCUAUGGUCAAGGCAAACGGCCCAACUUAAUUCCUAAUAUUAUUUACCAGAAACACAAGACUGUCAACCUGAUCGGGAUUGAAUACAGAGAGUUGUGGGUAUUGGUGCACACCAUGUCCCUAUACAUUUUAUUUAUCCCACGCAUUAGUCUACAUAAUAAUUAAUUUGAUGUAUUCAACAGCAUUUAUUAUUUCAUUGACCGUAAUGUUUUAGUUUAUUUAGUCAUUUUCACUCGUUUCUAAUUUAACUCACUUUCUGAUUUUUAAUCAAACUUUUAUUUUCUUUAUCUAUCUUAUUAUAUUUUAGUAUAUUUUACCUCACCAAUAUACAAUUUUAUUAACUUUUAUUUAACUUUGUGUAUUUAUUUUCUAUUCUUUUAAUUCCUGCUUCUUUUUCUGGUCAUUUAUUAGUAUUUUUAGUCUCCAAUGUUUCCUCAUCACUGAUUACUGAGAUGAGUUUUUCUAGCAUUGUUGACUCACAGCAAGAAGGUUUGAUCUGAGGGCCUUUCUGUGUAGAAUUUGCAUGUUCAGCUUGUGUGUGCGUGGGCUCUCUCUGGAUUCUCUUUAUGUGCUUGUAUUGAUAGGCAAUGGGUGGGGCGGUGCCACUUUAUCGUAUAAACCACUUACAAUUAUAUUACUUUGCAUAAAAAGUGCAACAUGAAUAAAGUCUGACUGAAUUGUC
This is a messenger RNA of Solea senegalensis (Senegalese sole), 5491 nucleotides long. Its product is annotated as arachidonate 12-lipoxygenase, 12R-type-like. Gene Ontology annotation, biological process: lipid oxidation; linoleic acid metabolic process. NCBI's taxonomy places the organism in Eukaryota, Metazoa, Chordata, Actinopteri, Pleuronectiformes, Soleidae. The record is from RefSeq and is a predicted model, not a curated record. Gene Ontology annotation, molecular function: iron ion binding; protein binding; oxidoreductase activity, acting on single donors with incorporation of molecular oxygen, incorporation of two atoms of oxygen. The transcript is spliced from 28 exons. Bases 29 to 4111 code for a protein of 1360 amino acids.